AUGAGGUCCCCGAGACUAUGGGUCGUGAUGUGUAUGAUGACUGUUUGCUCCCAGCUCGGUACUUCCAGCAAAUACGGGUGUUUGUUUGAGAAGAGGCUUUGCAGCAGGGAUCAGCUGUGUUCAGAUGAUGGUCUGUUUGGUCAGUGUCAGGGGUCCAAGCAGGAAGCGGUCUAUUAUCAGGUGUCUGUUCCGGUGCUGCACAGACUACAGGAGGUACUCAAGGAGCUGAUGGUGCAAGGGCUGACUUGGCAAGAUGACAUCACACAGUACCUCAUCUCCCAGGAGCUUAAGGACGUCCCACUGGCCCCGCCCUCUUACGCACCUGCUGCCGGGUCGCCUACAAAGUUCUCCCAGCGUUCCCAGUCCUCUAAGCUCCAAAAGCCUGUCUCCAAGCCCAGCCUCAGCGGGCCAGUGGCCAACAAGCUGCAGCGCUACCCGGACUACAACAUAGUGGAAGCUCCCCAGUCACCCUUACACAUGCAGAGCCUGGAUCCAUACAGUUACCAACAGAAGUUCAGCUACCAGGACGAACAGGAGCGAUCCCUGAACUCCAACGUCAACAGGGGGCGAUACCCGCGGCCCUCCUCUCGCUCCUCAGCCUCCGCCUCCUCCUCAGCCUCCGCUGGUCGCUCGGCAGCCCCCCAGGAUGACCUGUAUGACGACGCGACACUACAGGACGUGAUGCUCCUGCUGGACUUGUUUCCGCCCGCACCGCCGGCCUCCCGCCACCGGGGUGCAGCAGCACCCCUGUCCUCCGCGUCCUUCCUGCCGCCGGAGGACUACAUGGAGGGCUACAUCUCACAGGACCUGGAGGUCAGCAAGCAGGAGCAGCAAGUGGAUAAGAAGACGCCGUCAGCACAAGACUACGGGCCUCUCUCUGUCUUGGAUGAUGAGAGCCUUCAGAAUGUCAACAGCAUCCUCCUGCAGCUCCAAGGCACCUCUCUGAAGGAGCUGACCCCCGAGCAGCAGGGGGUCCUGGCCCAGGCACUGGGCAUCACGCAGGAAGACACAGACACACAAGAGGCUCAAGAGGUCACCCCUUGUCUCAAGCUCACCGAAGGUUCCAUGACUCACCUGAUAGAGAAGGCCUCCGCCCCCAAGCAAUCCGCCCCUGUAGCGGCCCAGGUCACCCCUGGCACCCCCAUAGCUCCAGCGCCAGUUGCCCCGGCCCGCACUAGCCCAGUCCAGAAGACAAGUACUGGGGCAGUAGAAUCAACACCACCACCACCACCGCCACCACAGUCAGCUUCACAGGGGGACAAGAUGGCUGCCGAUGCACCUGUUGGAGAGGUGGGGAAACACGCCAAGAAGGAGUAUGGAUAUAUUGUUACUAAUCAGAGUCCCCUCAGUCUAUAUGACGGGGUUCACCUGCUGGAGACUCUGGCAUGGAGGAUCCACCUCACCACCUCCUCCUUCAUCAACAUCAGUGUGGUGGGUCCAGCGCUGACCUUCCGCUUGCGACCCAAUGACCAGAACCUCACGGCACAGGACGUCUCUGACAAAGCAGUGGCUGAGAAGACUUUUCUGGAGUCAGAGACAGGUCUGAAGAUACUGCAGUCUGGCAUUGGGGAGAAGAAUGACGUGCAUGCGUUGCCCGUGGCGACCCGGGUGCGCGAGGGCGCGCGCUGGGUGUCCCUGACGCUGGUGGGCGUGGCCUGUGUGGGUGGAAUCCUGGUGGGGGCGUUAACCGUGGCAUGCCUGCGGAACCAUGCUCGCAAUCUGGCCUCCGCCAAACUGGGCCUGGGACCCGAGGCCGGGGGAGUCACUCACUUCGAAUACCAGGACCUCUGUCGUCAGCACAUGGCGUCCAAGGCCCCGCUGGGCCGGACGGAGAGCGGCGUGAGCGGGGCGAGCGCAGGGGGGGCAAGCGCCGGUGCCCCCCGGGGGGCCGCGGGGGGGUCGGUCUCGGGCACAGGAAGUGGCGGCGGCGGGGCAGGAACUGACACGUCGCGCGUGAGCAGCGUCUCGUCCCAGUUCAGCGACGCCCCACAGCCCAGUCCCAGCUCCCACAGCAGCACGCCCUCCUGGAGCGAGGAGCCGGCACAGUCCAACAUGGACAUCUCCACUGGACACAUGAUACUGGCGUACAUGGAGGACCACCUGAAGAAUAAGGACCGUCUCCUGAAGGAGUGGGAGGCGCUCUGCUCCUACCAGGCCGAGCCCAGCACCACCUCCACGGCCCAGAGCGACACCAACCUCAAGAAGAACCGCUGCCCAGACGCCGUGCCAUAUGACCACUCUCGUGUGAAACUGAAGGCAGAGGGAAAUCCUUCCAGGACGGACUACAUCAAUGCCAGCACCAUAAUUGAACAUGACCCUCGGAUGCCUGCCUACAUCGCUACCCAAGGACCCCUGUCACACACCAUCUCUGACUUCUGGCAGAUGGUUUGGGAAAAUGGCUGCACGGUGAUCGUGAUGAUGACUGCCCUGGUGGAAGAUGGAGAGAAGCAGUGUGAUCGCUACUGGCCUGAUGAGGGAUCCUCUCUGUAUCACAUCUACGAGGUGAACCUGGUGUCGGAGCAUAUCUGGUGUAACGACUUCCUGGUGCGUAGCUUCUACCUAAAGAACGUGCAGACGCAGGAGACCCGCACCCUCACCCAGUUUCACUUCCUCAGCUGGCCCGCGCAGGGGAUACCCUCCUCCACACGCCCCCUGCUGGACUUCCGCAGAAAGGUGAAUAAGUGCUACAGAGGACGCUCCUGCCCCAUCAUCGUGCACUGCAGUGACGGCACCGGACGCACAGGGACCUACAUCCUGAUUGACAUGGUAUUGAACCGCAUGGCCAAAGGAGUGAAGGAGAUUGACAUCGCUGCAACACUGGAGCAUAUCCGAGACCAGAGACCGGGCAUGGUGCGCACCAAGGACCAGUUUGAGUUUGCGUUGACUGCUGUAGCAGAGGAGGUGAACGCCAUUUUGAAGGCCCUGCCCCAGUGAGAACAGACCCAACAGAGAAC
Engraulis encrasicolus (European anchovy) is the source of this 2954-nucleotide messenger RNA. RefSeq names its product protein tyrosine phosphatase receptor type Nb (gene ptprnb). The record is from RefSeq and is a predicted model, not a curated record. Lineage: Eukaryota; Metazoa; Chordata; Actinopteri; Clupeiformes; Engraulidae. The transcript is spliced from 23 exons. Gene Ontology annotation, biological process: protein dephosphorylation; regulation of secretion; insulin secretion involved in cellular response to glucose stimulus. Gene Ontology annotation, cellular component: synapse; secretory granule. Gene Ontology annotation, molecular function: protein tyrosine phosphatase activity. Bases 1 to 2934 code for a protein of 977 amino acids.